Molecule: messenger RNA, 492 nt
Organism: Soboliphyme baturini
Lineage: Eukaryota; Metazoa; Nematoda; Enoplea; Dioctophymatida; Soboliphymatidae
Source: the annotation of a GenBank genome assembly
AUGAUCGUAUUGGUGCGUUUCGUUAACAGCAACCACACAGCUCAAUGUCCUGACGGAAGAAUGCCAUUCAGAUCCUGUUCCUCGUCGUCUCAGUGCCUUCCUGGCCACGAAUGCAUCAAAAAGCAAUGUUGCAAGUCACUUGUUUCCCCAGAUAUGCCAAAAUCCGUCAAUACGUCUGAUCUUCAGAACAACACCGCAGAGGAAACAGCAUCGACAGAAAUUCUGAACCGUCUGAGGUCGCUGUUGGGUGAAACAGCGACUAAUCAACCAUCGAAUACCAUCGCUGACGGCAUCUCCGAAGACCUACGGCCAAAUGCGGUAAAAGCCACUGAAAGUAGCACGAUGUCAGUAGCCGGCCGCAACACCGAAGAAAAGUUAAACGAGAACCCAGCUAGAACUUUCGGCGAGGAAGAGAGGAAGGCACUCUACGCUAUUAUUUCACAGAUAUUUCGUGGUAGAGUGACGAAUGAUGAAAUGACUACGGGAAAUUGA